AUGGCAACAAGUACGACAGAAGGGCCAAUUAUUGACAACUCAAUCUUCACAGUCAUCAACAGUGAUGGCACAACUUCCUACUACACAGGCACUGGAGAGCUAAUAGACGGCGGGAUUUCAAUGCCCACCGAAGCCACAAAGGAAGUCACCGACAGCGACCGCGUCACUGCAAAGGGUUCACUCAAUCUACGCUCAAAGAAGACUGAGAGAAUGAAGCGGAAACUCGAGAAGAAGACCGCCAAGUCCUCGGCUCGCCGGCCAACUCAACUCCUCGAUCUUCCAAAUGAGACUCUUGUCGAUAUCAUCAGCCACAUGCUCCCCAGCGAGGUUUUAAAGACUGCCCAGACCUGCAAGACCCUCCGCAAGCUCAUUCAACACAACGAGAAGCUCCUCUCGCGUAAAAUCAUCUCUCAACGAUACGGCGUUCUCUCAAAGUGCUUCCGGCUCCCAGUCACACUCGAUGAGAUCGACCCUGAGCUUCACCCAGUCCUCCAGAAUGACGCCAGGAUCGACAUGCUCGGCAUCCACCGGCGAUACGUCCAUAUCCCUCAACCCCAGCCCUACGUCUUAUGUACCUGCCUCACUUGUGUCUUACGAUGGCAGGCCUGCUGCGUCAUUGUCGACUUCAACAAGUGGCGCCCCAACCUUGACUCUGGAGUUCCCAUCACUAUCAUGCGUCGGGGACAAGACGAUGCUUGGAAUAUAGUAUGGAAAGAUAGAAUACUAGAUAUCGUUCUCCAAGCCAUCCGCUCUCCGCUCGCCUACGCUCAUCUCCUCGAGGUUCAUCUCAACAGCACCUGUGCCGCGAUCAAGAGACAGAGAGCGAACAAGGGCAACCGGCGCCGUCACUUUGAGAUGUCCGAGGCCGAUGCGGAGUCCCUCACGGACGACUUCUUGGAGGGUAACGGCCCGCCUACCAUCGAUCUUCCAUACUCACGGGAUAACUAUUACAUGCUCGAGGCGUACAUGCCUGCAAGAACCUGGCUCAAAGACGAAGAGAAAUGGGUCUACAUCCCGGCAGAUUUCCACGACAGAGACCUCGACUGGGUGGCGAAGCGAUGGGGCCCGGAAUGGGGCGUCGCACAAGAACGGGGCAGUGGCUUUCGGGUGGUUGAGAAGGGACCGGCUUGA
Molecule: messenger RNA, 1131 nt
Organism: Colletotrichum godetiae
Lineage: Eukaryota; Fungi; Ascomycota; Sordariomycetes; Glomerellales; Glomerellaceae
Product: F-box domain-containing protein
Exons: 1
Coding region: 1-1131 (376 amino acids)
Molecular function (GO): protein binding
Source: RefSeq, a predicted model, not a curated record